AUGCGGGGUGUGGAGCUGCAGCCUGACGCAUUCAGCUACAACGCUGGGAUCAGCGCGUGCGAGAAGGGCAAGCAGUGGCAGCGGGCUGUGGCGCUGCUCAGCGAGAUGUGCGAGGCGGACUUGGACCCCGACGUCAUUUUCAGCUACAGUGCCGGGCUUCGCGCGUGCGAGAAGGGUGAGCAGUGGCAGCGGGCCUUGGCGCUGCUCGGGGAGAUGCGGGGAGCGAGCCUGCAGCCUGACGCGUUCAGCUACGACGCCGGGAUCGGCGCGUGCGGGGUGGGCGGGCAGUGGCAGCGGGCGUGGGUGCUGCUCUGCGAGAUGCGGGAGGCGGCGCUGGAGCUCAGUGUCAUCACCCCUACAGCGCUGGGGUCAGCGCCUGCGAGAAGGGCGAGGAGUGGCAGCGGGCUCUGGCGCUGCUCAGCGAGAUGCGCGAGGCGAACUUGGAGCCCGACGUGA
Messenger RNA from Prorocentrum cordatum, 456 nucleotides. Lineage: Eukaryota; Dinophyceae; Prorocentrales; Prorocentraceae. The record is from the annotation of a GenBank genome assembly.